UAUUCCGACGCUUCCAUCAGUAAUAAGUACUUCCCAUCAGUUAAUGUCCGCCACAUUCAGAGGAACUGUACUCUUAGUGCACUUCAGUGUAUACUAAGCGGCGCCGGAAUCUAUCGGUCCCUCACCUCACAUGCGAUCCAGAGGUCACCCGACAUACACACCAAUAGAGCACUGAAUGGGGAUAUCGGACACGACAUGAACCGUCCGCUCCUUCCCCUCAAUCGUUUAGUCGUAUUCAGUGCCCUAUUCGUGGCCACAGUCUAUGCCGAUUGUCCCUUAGUUAAGGACGCGGAUAUAGCGCCGUGUGUUUGCCUCACAAAUCAAAUCCGAUGUGAGGGCCAGACCGUGACUGACGCCGUGUUGCAAGCGGUGUUGGCAAAGGUUGAUAAGGCCAGACCUAAAUACCUCAAAGAGUUUGAAGGGCUCGAGCUCUACAACACUAAAGUGACCAAGAUUACCACUGAGAUAUUUGGAAACUUGAUUCUAAAGACAUACGUGAAGUUCAACAACAACCCCAUCACAAGCAUAUCUUUGGGUAAUUUCCCGGAUCUGGUACUCCUGGACGCGGCCAACAACAAGCUGUCGACCAUCAGUUCCAGUCUAUUCUUCGGGCUCAAGAGUUUGCGAUACAUUAAUUUGGGCGGCAAUGAGAUCGUCGACUUCCCCAAAGACACGUUCGCCCUCUCAGACAAUCUCCAGAGACUGGACUUAAGCGGCAAUAAGAUUAAGCGAUUGAAUUCGGAUGAGUUCUCCUCGGAAUACCACAACAACAUAGAGCUCCAGGAAAUCGAUUUGUCUAACAAUGAGUUGGAGUAUUUGCCCGAAAAUAUCUUCUGGCCGUUGAGGAGACCCCUGAAGAUCAACUUAGCCAACAACAAGCUGGCCAAAGGUAUUGACGUCAAUGCCCUCAGCUUUGGCGAAGACCUCAUCCAAUACGAGCCAAUCAAACUGGUGUUGAGUAAUAAUGGAUUCAAAGACUCGGACCUCACGGACGCCACCUUCGAGCCCAUUGUGCGCCAGAAGUUGGCCAUCGAUUUGGAUUUGUCCGACAACGCCAUUACCGCCGCCAGUGAUAAAGUGCUCGACAAAUUGCGCAAGGCCAAUCCCAGAACUGUCAUUACCACCAAAUAAAUAAUUGAACACUUUUUAUGGCAAUUUGUUACAGUUUUAUAUUACAGUAAAAUUAAGUCUAAAAUAAAUAUUAUAUAAAAUAAAUUA
Molecule: messenger RNA, 1218 nt
Organism: Oppiella nova
Lineage: Eukaryota; Metazoa; Arthropoda; Arachnida; Sarcoptiformes; Oppiidae
Source: the annotation of a GenBank genome assembly